CUUUACCGAAGGACGCGUACUUUUAUGGUCUUAUGAAUUACUAGGCAGAUUCAAAGUAAGUAAAAUGGCUGUGGUUCAGAAAUCAGAAUUUCCGUGCAAUGACCCUUGCAGUCCAAAAUUUAUUCCCAGAAUCCGCAAAUUACGAUUACUGAAUCUGGAUAUUCCAGAAAAUGACUCUGAACCGGAGAAUAGCGAUUGUGAGAAUUCACCUGCAAUUGAUUUGAAGAUCAAGGAAACUGAAGAGAGUCCACUCGCAGACGCGUCCAUCAAUACCUCGGAAUCAAGAAUUCAGGACACAAAAGUGGAAAUUCAACCACUCUUUCCCUUGCAAACUUCUGAACCAGAAGAAAAGAACCAAUUUGAAUUUGCUGCAAUAAAUAUUGAUAGGACACCCCAAAAGAUAACAGAAAUCUCGAAAGCUUCUUUGGAAUCAACAGCGGCAGUUACCGGAAAUUUGGAGUCUGAAACUGGAUCAGAAGAAAGGCUUCGAAAUUGGAACGGCUCAGAAAUUCUGCCUAGUUUGCGCCAAAUAGAAUUACUAAAAUUGUAUACUGAUCCAAUAUCUGUUCCUUCGAAAUUGCACAAUGGAAAAGAUCCGGCUUCUUUCAAGAAUUUUGACAAAACACAGUCUCUUCUGUGCUGGAACGACUCUUCUGAUGCAAGCAUAUCUGAAAGCUGCUCACCACCUACAAAGAGAUGUCGUGUCGCUCUCUGGGAAGCAAAAGGCGAAAGCUUGAAUCCCAUUUCUGCAAGGAAAGAUGCUAAAAAUGCCGACGUUACUCAAAAUCGAGUGAAGCAUUCGAGGCAAUCCACGGAUAUCUUGAAUGUUUCCAUCUGCCACUUUAAAGCCCUGGAGAAAAACAUCGUAAAACCACAAACAACAUCUCAACAACAUUCUUGCACACUCAGUACACACUGUAAAUUAACAAAAAAUUUCAAUUUUUUUUUUGAGAAUCUAAAGAUACCUCUUCUAAAGGUCGUCGCAUUUUGCUCGUGGUUUGCCAGGAAACUAAUCAGCUAUAUCAAGCGGGCGUUUACAAACUUUCAGCAAAAUUUAGUUUCCAUUCUUACUUCACAAUCAGACACAUCGCCUUUGCUGACAGAAAAUGAUGAUCAAAUCCUCUCGACAAUUCGAAGUGAAAAUGAAAGGAUCAUGUCUGUUUUGUCUGAAAAAUUUUCCCAGCUUUCGGAAGAACUAAAUCAGAUGAAAGCAAGCAGCGAAGCAUCCUUAACAGCAAUCUUGACUGAGGUAAAUUGCAUUCGUGAUGAGAACAGAAAAUUGGCAGAAAAUGGUACUGAGCUCGUUAAGGAAUUCAAAUCUUUACACGAAAGAUUAGAAAAUGUAGGGUCUGCACCUAAAAAAAUGUCGGAAUUAUAUCCUCCACCUCCACCACCACCUCCGCCACCUCCACCACCGCCUCCUCCAAUGUUGAAAGCUAAACCACCAAAGUCUCCGAGUAGUAAUAGAGGCCCUAGAAAAACACCAACGAGGAAAUGCUCAAGUCCAAGGUCAAGUAGACCUUGCAUUACUGUCGAAGAUUUAUUGAAAGUCACACUCAAAAAAGCACCUCAAAAUUCGAAGGAAAACAAAAGGAACGGCAUUCCUGGUCCAGUAGUUUCCCUCGACAUGUUACGUAGCGUAAAGUUGCGUUCUGCGAGGCGAAGACCCUGCGAACAAAGCACCAGGUCCCCCAGAAGCAGAUCCGCAUACAUGAGAAGCCGGAUAAACUCCAGCCUCAUCAUCUCCCCUAUUUCGACUGGAUCGGAAAGCGCACUCAACAGGAUCCUAAAACAAGUGGACGUAAACAGACGAGAGUCGAAAAAAAGUCUCUCAAGUCCAACGCCCAGCGACUUGGACCUCUCCAAAGCCACUACUCCUCCCAAGGCUCUAAAUCCCAUCAGAAUCAACAGGUCGUAUUCCCUGGAUGUCACCAGAGAUUUCGCCUAACUCCACCCUCAAAACUACAGUGCCAAUUUGACUCGGGUUGUGAACCUAGAAAAUUUUAAUCGACACUUUUUUUCACAAAUGAAGUGAUAUAUAUAUAUUAAAAUAUUAUAAUGAUUCUCUGUGAGGAAGACUUUACGCGAAGCGGAAUGUAAAAAGAAAUGACGAAUGAAAAAUUAUUUUAAUA
Molecule: messenger RNA, 2132 nt
Organism: Belonocnema kinseyi
Lineage: Eukaryota; Metazoa; Arthropoda; Insecta; Hymenoptera; Cynipidae
Product: shootin-1-like
Exons: 6
Coding region: 65-1948 (627 amino acids)
Source: RefSeq, a predicted model, not a curated record